Molecule: messenger RNA, 2080 nt
Organism: Lactuca sativa (garden lettuce)
Lineage: Eukaryota; Viridiplantae; Streptophyta; Magnoliopsida; Asterales; Asteraceae
Product: UPF0481 protein At3g47200
Source: RefSeq, a predicted model, not a curated record
UGUAUAUGCAUGAAUCUUAAUUAAUACCAAGUGAACACACAGCACUGGUACCAUGUACUAUGUCAAUAAUAGAUUUUGAUUUACUCAUAUAUGUCAAUGAUAUGGGGACAAAAAAAAUUCAUGGCGAACCUACCUUGAACGUACUUUUUCCACCCAAGUUCGUGUAGAUAUAUCCUAGACGUCUUUGGUCAGCAACAACGCAAAAGCUAGAGGAUUCAUUAUGGAAACAGAAGCUGACGAUUACAGAAAAGAAGUUCACGAUUUCAUCAGUAAACUGAUAAAAAGUGAAUCAGUAAGACUGAAUCAAUCCGAGCAAUCUAAUAUUGUCACAAUUUGUAUGGUACCCAAUACACUUCGAAAUCUCAACCCAACUGCAUAUACACCUCGAAUCACCUCAAUUGGCCCUCUUCACAAAGGGGAUAAACAUCUUCAAGCUAUGGAGGAGCACAAAGUGACUUACAUGCUUCGACUAUUUUGUCGAACUAGGGAGUCCACAGAGGAGGAUAUAGAGAAAAUAACUUACGAUUGCGUACAAGAAGUUCUUCGCAAUCUAACACGUGCAAGAGCUUGCUAUGCACAAAGUCUUACAAACUAUGAAGAUUUCAAGCUGGCUAAAAUGAUGGUUCUUGAUGGUUGUUUCAUACUUGAGCUUAUCUACAGGUUCAAGUAUGGAAUUGGUGAGGGUGAUCUAAUUUUCGACAAUAAUCUGGUAAUGAGUGAUAUUAAACAUGACUUGCUGCUUCUAGAAAAUCAAAUGCCUUUCUUUAUUCUUGAAAUAUUGUUUCGGAUCACUGUGGAACGAAUAAGGAAGCAGACUUCGUUAACUGACCUUGUGUUUUAUUUCUUCAAGGAUAUUAAUAUCAUAAGUGAUAGCGAGCUUUCAAUUAACAGAGAUCAUGAUUAUAUCGUUGGGCUUCUUAGAGAUGUUACCAUACCGAAUCGUCAAAUGGUUGAGCUUUUUUAUAGAGCUCUUGCCGCAAUCGACGAACGUCCACUAGAUCAUUGUCAUAUCCUUGGGCUUCUCCAAAGCUGCUACAGGCCUAGAGCUCCAAAACUGGGUCGAGUUCGAAAUAUAUCGUCUGCUACUGAAAUCGCUGGUGCAGGAGUCACAUUCAAGGCACAAACCGAUGAAUAUUCUCCGCUUGCAGUGAAAUUUAUACAACCAUCUCUUAUUCCUGGGUUGGGUUCUCUAUUUUUUCGAGAAACCUGUUUCAGAAUUCCAGUGUUGUGCAUCAAUGACUCCACACCAUCGUUCUUGAGGAAUCUCAUUGCCUAUGAGCAAUGCUACCCAUUAAGUCGUCAUUAUGUUACUUCUUUUGCCUUUCUGAUGGACAAGCUCAUUGACACUAAAGAUGAUGUUUCGUUGCUUGUGAGGUCAAAAGUCCUUCAACACAACCUGGGAGCCGUUGAAGAUGUCACAAAUCUCUUCAACAAUAUUUGCAAAGGCAUCGUCGUUAGAGAUUUUUAUUACACUGAGGAAUGGAAACGAUUGGAUGAAUACUGCAAUCGUUUCUGGCCUAGCAUGUUAGUUUCAUUGAGACGCCUUUAUAGAAGUACCACCUGGAAAACGUUGACAGUCAUUGGUGCUUCGGUACUGUUCACCCUAACAUUACUCCAAACUAUCUAUAGUGUUAGAGCUUAGAACUGUUUGAGAUGUUCGAGACCAAUUCGAAGACUCACCAAAAUCUGAAUUUGGUGGUCUGAAGAUUUGAAUUUGGUGCUGAUUCUAUUCUUAUGGAUACAAGUCAAGUCGGUUUUCAUGGUGGUGCUAAUCUGGAUUCUUAAUGGAUUUUUCUGCAAGUUGGUAAUCUUGGUGUUGCUUCUAGGAAUAGUACUUUUGGCCAUUUUAAUUUGGUUACUGUUGCAGUUUGACUGAUAGUCGGUUCUCUUGGUGUUGCCUCCUAUUGAUUGCAUCUGUUUUACCUUUAUAGCAUGUGGUUGGGGUUCGAAGGUGUUAGUUACGUGCUGCAGUGUUUGAUUUGUCUUGAAUGUUCCUCGUCUUCAAGGAGAUCAGUUUUCUGAUUGUACUGGUUCUAGCAUGGUCGUCUGUUUGGCUGGUUAGCAUUUCCUAUAUCGAGGU